UCUAUCUAACGUCGUAUUAAUAAUAGUAAUAAUAUUUCGUGAGUCGAUGCAAAUUUAUUCAAUUGCAAAAUCCAUUCAUUUUCGCAACACCGGAUUCGGUUCUCCGACAGACAUCGGGUAUUCGGGUGCUCUGUUCGAGUAAGUGUGAUCGCCGGACUUAAUCCAGUUUGACAUUGCUCGGCCGUCUGAGUAUAACAAUUACUUAGAGUGCGUGUGUCGCGGUGUAUGGCUCGUAAAAAUAAAGAAAAUAAAAACAUGGCUCUAUCAGCCGUGUUACGCGAUGAAGGCGAUAGCAGUGAAGACGACUAUCGACGCAAACGAGACAAGAACAAUCAGGCAGUUAAAAGAAGUCGAGUUAAAAGUAGAAUGCGCACACAACAGACAUUGCAACGUGUGAACCAAUUAAAAACUGAGAAUGAUAUGCUUGAAGAAAAAAUUAAACUUUUAAGUAAAGAACUAGGAUUUUUAAAAGAACUAUUCAUGGCACAAGCUGGAACAUCACAAAUUGAACUUCCCAAAUCUGUUGACCUUAAAACAUUAUUGAGCGAUACUACUUCAGACAUAUUGGAUAAUGAUUUAUCAAAACCUCCAUCAUCAUCAUAAGUAUAAUAUAAUAUUUUAUUUUAUGGGCACAGCAUAUUUUAUAAGUAAAAAUAAUGUUAUGAGUCAUAUUGAUUUAAUAAUUUUUAAAAUAUUUUUGUCCCAUACUCAAGAAAAUAUUUAUUUGUUAAUAUUGAUUAGGUUAUGGAUUUUAAAUAGCUUAAAUUGUUUUUUGUAACAAUUUCAUUAAUGUUUGUCCACUUGUGUAUAUGUUGUGCAAUAUUUAUAUUUAUUUUUUCAAACAACUGUACAAUUUGAAGAAAAAAAAUAUUGAAUGAACAUUUAAUAUGUGUAAC
Molecule: messenger RNA, 896 nt
Organism: Acyrthosiphon pisum (pea aphid)
Lineage: Eukaryota; Metazoa; Arthropoda; Insecta; Hemiptera; Aphididae
Gene: Irbp18
Product: Inverted repeat binding protein 18 kDa
Exons: 4
Coding region: 226-603 (125 amino acids)
Biological process (GO): DNA-templated transcription; regulation of transcription by RNA polymerase II
Molecular function (GO): DNA-binding transcription factor activity, RNA polymerase II-specific; RNA polymerase II cis-regulatory region sequence-specific DNA binding
Source: RefSeq, a predicted model, not a curated record